UAGGUAACAACGACCAUGUAGAAGUGCGUAGCUCCUUACUCAAAUCUCAUCUUCGGAAUCAGUGUACUAUCUAUACGCUGACAUGCUAUAGUCAAAGAUUCCUAUUAGUAUUAGCAUAGAGAUAUACAGAAAAUUAAAACGUGCUCUCAUUAAGCCGUAAUUAGCGUAACUGACAAACAAAGGGGAAAACUCAAUCGUCGACGGCCAUGCGUCAUUCAGCUGGGAAUUACAAGGAGUUAGCCAUGUCAAGUGUUGCUACGGACGAUACGAAUAAGAAAGACGAGUUUGACUUUGUUGCUACUGGAAAUGGGGAGUCGAAAGGAGUACCGGCCCAUGCUAGUACAUUAAAAUAUAAAGUCAAAGAUGUGCCUCCCAUUCCGGUCACGUUAAUGUCUGCCCUGCAGCACAUCCUACUGAGUAUAUCCGGAUGUUUGACCACGUCAGCUGUAGUUGCAGAUGUUGCCUGUGUUCCCGACGACCACCCUGUCAGGUCUCAGCUUUUCUGUACCACACUAUUCAUGGUGGGAGUAUGCACGCUGAUGCAGACUGCAAUAGGUGUCAGGUUACCUAUAUUUCAAGGACCAUCGUCAUCUUUCUUGGUUCCACUGCUAGCCCUACAACGAGAUCCCACGUGGAAUUGCUCUAAUAUUUACGAUGUUAACAAUGACAACAGUGAGUUCCAGGCUAAUGUUACUAUGGCAACAAAUGUGUCCACCAUGGCCGGCGGUAUAGAUCCACUCCCAGGCAUAAAGUGGAGAUUGCAGCAGAUGGGCGGAGCCUUGAUGGCGGCAUCUUUUGUGGAAGUUAUUCUUGGAGGUUUUGGACUUUUAGGUUUUAUCUUAAGAUUCAUUGGGCCUAUUACAGUUGCAUGUACCAUUUCUCUCAUUGGUGUGUCACUUUACCGUUUGCCCAUCAUAUACGGAAGACCAAAUUUUAUUGUUGCCCUUUGUUGCCUGCUGCUUGUUUUAACCUUCGUACUCUACCUCAACAAAGUCAAACUUCCGUUACCGAAAUGUGGCAAGGGAAAGAAUCUGAAAGGACGGCCAAGGUUCGCCAUUUUCCAAUUAAUUCCCAUUCUAUUGGCAGUGGUCAUCAUGUGGAUAGCCUCCUGGAUUCUAACCUUGUGCAAUGUCUUCACUGAUGACAGAAAUUCCACGGCAUACAAAGCAAGAGCCGAUGCCAAGCUGGAUAUAAUCUAUUCCUCCAACUGGCUACAGCUCACGUAUCCAGGUCAAUUUGGUGCGCCUAAGAUCCACAUUGCUUUGACAAUAGGAUUCAUCGUGGCGUGCCUAUCCUCUGUGGUGGAGUCUGUGGGAGACUACUACGCUGCCGAGAAAGCCUGCCAACUAGGCAGCCUGCCCGACCAUGCUAUCUCAAGGGGCAUCCUCGUUGAAGGCAUCGGCAGCGUCCUGUCUGGAUCCGUGGGUGCUGGUCAUGCCACGACAUCGUACAGUGGAAACAUCGCAGUCUUGACUUUAUCUAGAACAGGAAGUCGAGUUGUCAUGUACGUCGCUGCCGUGAUUCUGAUAGUCGCAUCACUGUUUGGAAAAUUUGGUGCUGCGCUGACAACUAUACCCAACCCAAUACUAGGAGGUGUUUUGAUGGUCAUCGUUGGUGCUCUGCUGACUAUUGGUCUGUCUAAUCUCCAACACGUGGAUAUGUCAUCGUCUAGAAACAUGCUGGUAGUGGGUGUGCCGUUCAUGGCUAGUAUGUCAAUAUCUUAUUGUCUGGAGCUGUACCCAGAAAUCAUCGCUACAGGUGUUAAGGAUCUGGACAGGUCGCUGCAUGUGAUGCUUAGCACACCUAUGUUCUUGGGCGGCUUUCUGGCCAUGUUAUUGGACAACACUGUUCCAGGUUCAUUGGAGUCACGUGGUAUGAAACAUUGGCAGAGUCAGGACGAGAGUCAGAGAAAUAAAGAGAACGAUGAUAUCUUCACCUGGUCCUUCUACCCAACUCUAGUCAAAGUGUUUCCCUUUGUAGUUUCUCUCCCUUUCAUGCCCAAACUUAUCUCCCAUGAUUCUGAAAACAUUUUGGAUGGGGAUGUAGAGUCGCCUACCUUAUGACCCAGUUGAUACAAUACUAUUGCUGUUGUUUAUAAUUAAAACUCAUUUAGUUAUGUA
Biomphalaria glabrata is the source of this 2120-nucleotide messenger RNA. Its product is annotated as solute carrier family 23 member 1-like. Gene Ontology annotation, biological process: transmembrane transport. Bases 207 to 2063 code for a protein of 618 amino acids. The transcript is spliced from 12 exons. Lineage: Eukaryota; Metazoa; Mollusca; Gastropoda; Planorbidae. The record is from RefSeq and is a predicted model, not a curated record. Gene Ontology annotation, molecular function: transmembrane transporter activity. Gene Ontology annotation, cellular component: membrane.